This is a messenger RNA of Hyla sarda, 3637 nucleotides long. RefSeq names its product semaphorin 3D (gene SEMA3D). The transcript has 18 exons. The coding region runs from base 618 to 2948 and encodes 776 amino acids. The record is from RefSeq and is a predicted model, not a curated record. Gene Ontology annotation, molecular function: semaphorin receptor binding; chemorepellent activity. Gene Ontology annotation, biological process: neural crest cell migration; negative regulation of axon extension involved in axon guidance; semaphorin-plexin signaling pathway. Lineage: Eukaryota; Metazoa; Chordata; Amphibia; Anura; Hylidae.
GCUGCUUGACUUGGAGCACAGUGUGAACAGGCUCUGCCUCCCUCCCCCGCCCUGCCCGCACUCACUCACAGGCACAGCAUUGGUUUGUUGACAAAGUGGAUGAAUGAGUGGAUGAGCUCCAGCCCCGGCUAUGGCAGUACCCAGCACUGAGAGAUCAGGACAGCAGUAAUAGGCAGCACUGGACUCAGUCAACAAGCAAGGACCCUAACUGACUGACAGUGGAUCUAUAAGGCGUGACAGCUCCAAGUACUAUCCACAGCGCACACCUUCUUGAGGAGACUGCUGCCUUCCCUACACCUGGAGGAGACUGCUGCCUGCCCUACACCUGGAGAAGACUGCUGCCUGCCCUAUACCUGGAGGAGACUGCUGCCUGCCCUACACCUGGAGGAGACUGCUGCCUGCCCUAGACCUGGAGGAGACUGCUGCCUGCCCUAGACCUGGAGGAGACUGCUGCCUGCCCUAGACCUGGAGGAGACUGCUGCCUGCCCUAGACUUGGAGGAGACUGCUGCCUGCCAUAGACCUGUCUACAGGCAACUUUUAUCUUCAGGGUCUCACUUCUGUAUCUACUGAUAUAACAGACAGGCAAUUCCCUAGAAGAGGUGCCAGAUACAACACCAUGAAAAAGAAGUGUCACGAAUGUCACAGCAGAUGGCUUACACCACAGAAUAUCUCUACAAUGCUAUCACUGUUUUUUCUAAUUUUUCUGCCAAAAUCUGACAGCAUGAAACAGAAUAUUCCCCGGCUUAAGCUUUUCUACAAAGACCUACUUCUGUCUAACAGCUGUAUCCCGUUUCUGGAGCCAUCGUCUGAGAGCUUGGGUUUUCAGACCCUGCUGCUUGAUGAAGAGAGGAGCCGACUGUUCGUUGGAGCUAAAGAUUACAUCUAUAUGCUUAAUCUCGUGGACAUAAACAAAAAUAUAAGAAAGAUUCACUGGCCUGCAACUCAAGACAGAGAAGACUUUUGUAAACUUGCUGGGAAGGAUGAAAAUGAAGAAUGUGCAAAUUUCAUUAAGGUCCUUCAUCACUACAACAAAACCCAUAUUUAUACUUGUGGAACUGGAGCCUUUCACCCUCUCUGUGGAUACAUUGAACUUGGAAGCAACAAAGAGGAAAUAGUAUUUAAGCUUGAUACACAAAACCUGGAGUCGGGAAGGUUGAAAUGCCCCUUUGAUCCUCAUCCGCCUUUUGCUUCCAUAAUGACAGAUAAAUAUCUCUUUGCUGGGACUGCUUCAGAUUUUCUUGGAAAGGAGACAACAUUUACUCGUUCACUUGGACCACCCAAUGACCACCACUUCAUUAGAACAGAUAUCUCUGAUCAUUACUGGCUCAAUGGUGCAAAAUUUUUUGGUGCUUAUUCCAUACCAGACACAUAUAAUCCAGAUGAUGACAAGAUUUACUUUUUCUUCCGAGAAGCAUCCCCAGAAGGCAGCGGCUCUGAAAAGACAAUAUACUCUCGAGUCGGGAGAGUCUGUAAGAAUGAUAUUGGAGGCCAGCGCAGUUUAAUAAAUAAAUGGACGACUUUUCUGAAGGCACGUUUGGUGUGCUCCAUACCUGGUCCAGAUGGGGGUGAUACAUUCUUUGAUGAACUGCAGGAUGUAUUUUUACUUCCAACCAAGGAUGAACGGAACCCUAUGGUGUAUGGAAUCUUCACUACAACAAGCUCUAUAUUUAAAGCAUCUGCUGUAUGUGUCUACAGCAUGGCAGAUAUAAGAGGAGUGUUUAAUGGUCCUUAUGCUCAUAAAGAAAGUCCAGAUCACAAGUGGGUUCAAUAUGAUGGAAGAAUCCCCUAUCCACGCCCUGGAACAUGUCCAAGCAACACGUAUGACCCACAGCUAAAAUCUACCAAAGACUUUCCGGAUGAUGUUGUUAGCUUUGUAAAGAACCACCCUCUUAUGUACAAGUCAGUGUACCCUCUUCACGGGAAACCGGUGUUCACCCGACUCAAUGUGGACUACAAGCUAACUCAGAUUGCUGUUGACCACGUGAUAGCAGAAGACGGCCAGUAUGAUGUCAUGUUUCUUGGGACAGAUGUGGGGACAGUUCUCAAAGUCAUCAGUGUUGCCAAAGGCAUCUGGAAUAUGGAAGAAGUUCUGCUAGAGGAGCUGCAGGUAUUUAAGAACCCAACACCGAUUACUAACAUAGAACUAUCCAUCAAGCAGCACCAGCUUUUUAUUACAUCCCAUGAUGGUCUAGUCCAGCUGUCGCCGCAUAGAUGUGAUACUUAUGGAAAAGCUUGUACAGACUGCUGUCUGGCUAGAGACCCAUAUUGUGCAUGGGAUGGAAACGCUUGCUCGAGAUACAUACCAACAUUGAAAAGGCGUUCAAGAAGACAAGAUGUGAAAAACGGGGAUCCUCUUACACAGUGCUGGGAUGUGGAUGAGAAGACUACAAAUGAAGCUCCUGAGGAAAAAGUAAUAUUUGGCGUUGAGAUGAAUUCUACUUUCCUUGAAUGUGUUCCUAAGUCACAGCAAGCAUCUAUAAGAUGGUUUAUUCAGCACACAGGGGAGGAACGCCCGGAAGAGAUAACUUCUGAUGAAAGAGUCAUCAAAACUGAAUAUGGGCUUUUGAUCCGCAGCCUACAGAAGAAGGAUUCGGGGAUAUAUUAUUGUAAAGCACAAGAACAUACAUUCAUUCACACCUUGGUUAAACUCAAUGUAAAAGUGAUAGAAAACGAGCAAAUGGAACAAACACAGAAGAUGGAAGAGGAUGAGGCUAGAGGCCGAGAGUUAAUGACAGAGUCAAGACUGAGAUACAAGGAUUAUUUGCAGAUUCUAAGCAGCCCUGGCUUCAGCAUGGAUGAGUACUGUGAGCAGAUGUGGCAUAAGGAAAAGAAAAGGCAACGCAAUAAAGGCGGACCUAAGUGGAAACAUGUCCAAGAGAUCAAAAAGAGCAGGAACAGGAGACACCAUGAACAAAGGGAGAAGCAUGCUAGAAUUUUAUCUGCAUAGACUGAGCUCCAUGUUCCAUGGACAUUUUCAUAUUAUUCCGUUGUGUACAUUUCUUGUAGUAAUAUUCCUUUUUUUUCAACUGGGAAGUACUGAUGCAUACAAGACAAUGUAGUACCAAGAAUAUCCUAGAGAAGUGAAGUCCCUUCACGUUCUGUAUUACAGCUUUCAGAGAAUAGACUGGGUUAAGGGGUAUAGACUUCUUUGUGUAGUGUUUUUGUAUGUAGCUUCAUCUUCUGGGUUAAGUUAAUAAUGACUGGUCGUUCAGGCUUUUAUUUAUUAAACUAUGUUAUUAAGGUGUUCCAUUCUCUCCCUUUUUGUAAGUUGUAAGUUAAUAUUGGGAUGUUUUAAGUAAAAUGUUUACUUUUUUUAAUGUUUAGUUUUUAUUCUACUAUUAAGUAUGGUAUUUUUUUAAGACAGCCUGAUUAUGAGAUGUUUGUUUCACAGUUAAAUGUUAAUAAUAGAGGUGAAAAAAAGUGUACAAAAUAAAGAAAUAACGCAAAGCAGGGUGAACGCAGUGCCCAGUAUUCCACUAAUGGUUUAACAUUAGUAUUUGGUAAUUCCAUGGACCUAAUUAUCACCUGCUUUGAUAGCAUUCAUUUUUUUACAGAUAGUAAAAGAAGGUUUACAAACUCCAUUGAAUUCUCUUAUAUCAGGAAAAUACGCACAAUCAAAUAAAAAUACUGGUUGAA